Messenger RNA from Diprion similis, 4820 nucleotides. It is a transcript of the gene yem, whose product is annotated as ubinuclein-1. The transcript has 12 exons. Gene Ontology annotation, cellular component: nucleus. The record is from RefSeq and is a predicted model, not a curated record. NCBI's taxonomy places the organism in Eukaryota, Metazoa, Arthropoda, Insecta, Hymenoptera, Diprionidae. The coding region runs from base 89 to 3175 and encodes 1028 amino acids.
GGCGACGUGCGAGUGGUGUAUUUAAACAUGUUGUUGCCAGUAGGUAAGAGUUUCGACGACCAGUGUUAAUUUGUGCCUCAAAUGUAGAAUGUCAGAACAAAAACGUGUUCCUUUUCAAUCCCUGGGCACAUCGAAAAAGGAGAAAAAGGGCGAGGAUUUCGUACAGUCGUACCGUUUUACGCUCACCUUACCAGAGUCGAACGAGCAGGCAUGUCCCGAGUUCGACUACUGCGAGCUCCUCAAAUCGGCGGAGAAAAAACGGAAAAAAGAAAGUAAUAAAAAGGGCGAUGAGAACAACACUGUCAAUGGCCUGGACCCACAUGAUGACGAUGACGAUGAGAAACUGCAGGAGAUGGCGAAGAGAUUCGAAGCUAAAUAUGGAAUCAACGAUUAUGUCGACCUUGGGGCUGGGUAUGACGAAUCAGAUUCAUUCAUCGACAAUACAGAUGCCUACGACGAAAUUGUACCCAAAGAGGUGACGACGGUGAGAGGAGGUUUCUACAUAAAUUCUGGUCUUCUCGAGUUCAAAGCUUCGGAGAGAAACUCGCUAAUCGGUAAUAUCAAUAACAACAACAACAACAUCGAGGAUGAGAGCAGCGAAAGUAGUGAAGAGGAAACUGAGGAACCAAGCAGCCCUAAACAGCCCAAAAAACGUGUCCUAUAUAGCUCGGAAGAGGAUGAAAUUGAGGAUGCUGGUAGCGACCAUCAGCCCAAGAAAGCCAAGCUCGACGAUGAUAAUGUAGAAAAGAAUUCUAGCAACGAUGUAAUAUUGAAGAAAAAAAAGAAACAAGAACAAUCGAUAUUAAAUAGGCAAAAAAAUCCAGUCGUCAGAGACCUACUUAAAGUUAAACGGGAAAUUCGUGACGGCGAGUUGGCAGACGAUCAAGAUGGGGGUGAGAAAAAAAGAGUUAAUAAAAUUGAACCUAGUAAAACGAAAAGUAUAUCGGAAAAAAAAUUUGAUAUUAAAAGAUUUGAAAAAAAAGCAUCUAGCAAUGGGUUGGAUGUUAAAAAACCUGAGAUGAAAAAAAUUGACGACACUAUAGAAAGUGUUGUUAAUGCAGCACGUGUCGAGGAUCAGUCAAGCUCCGAUACUAUGGAUUCUGGUAAAUCUAGAAGUAUCAUUUGCUCUAACUCCGACUGCGAUGAAGCGAUGGAUAAGGAAGAAUCUCCCCUGCCAGAAAUGCUCACCGAAGACGUGAAGGAAAUAAUAAACAAAUUGAAACUCCAUGCCGAGAAUAGUAAAGAAGGAAAGACCAAGUUCUUCAAUGGUCCAAUUAACACUGAUCUCUUUAGCUUAGAGAGGAAACUGCGUUUGAGGUACUCGGCCGGUGUGAGACUCCAAACUUAUGCACAUUUAGCCCAUUUUUUACCGUGUAGUAAACCCACCCUUGUUAAUCGAGCAAAAAAACUGUAUCUUCAAGAUGUAGAAGACAAAGUAAAAGCGCCAAUUGAGAGGUUAAAGGCAUCUAUCGAUAGAAUAAUGCCAUCUGUAAUGGUCAAGUACACGAGGGACUGCCAGAGAGUUAGUGACGAAAACCCACAAUUGUACUGGGAGAUAUAUCGGUACUGUUGGGGGGUCGAAGGUUCUCCGUCAGAUGUGGAAAGCAGCGACGGAGACGACAGCGGUAAUAAAUCGUCGGAGAAAUCAAAAGUUCCUCAAAGAAGGUUUCCAUGGAGUGAUGAAACGAAGAGAUUAGUGGCUGAGAUUGCUGCCGCACGAAGGGAGUACUUUGAAAUAUUAAAACCAAGAAAAGAAACCGUUGAAACUUUCGUCUCGUCGUUUAUGGAUGCCAGAGUACGACCGCUCUGGCCUCCGGGAUGGGUUCGACUGCAGACCUUGCUCAAGUAUUCCAAUCCUCAACUACAGAUAAAGAGGAAAGCAAAAAAGCUUAAAGAUGGUUCUGCACAGCCCGGCACAAACCCAGGACUUUUAACGUCUAGCUUAAUUGGUACGACAUCGACCAUGACGAAAGGAGAUCGUUUAGCAGCAAACAACGAGGUAGUGGUGGUAAAUCAGCCGGAAAGAGACAACAAAAUGCCCACGAAUUAUUCGAAAUCAGUCUCCGUUAAUUCGUCAGACAUCCAGAUGAACUGCCUAUCGUCUAAUCAAGGUAUGAAAUUGAACGACACUGCGAACAUUGCCCAAACUUCACAAUCUGAUAAAAAAUCGUGUUCGAAAUCGUCCAAGGAUGUGAAACGCGAAAACCCAGCAACGAGUCAGUACAGCCCGACUUCUUGUACGACAACGAAUGCUGCAAACGUUGCGAAAAUAUCCGUAGUACCUACCGCACAACUAAUGCCGCCCAAAUCCAAGUUGGAUAAAUUCAAUCCGAUGGAUCUGACGAGCAGUUCUCUGUCGAUAACACCAGUGAAUGACUAUCACAAGUCGGGAAAAACCAGCGAGACAAAGGAUUUAAAAAAGGAACGCCAGCUCGACACCAUUUCCAUAACUCCCUGCGCUGAUAGCGCAACAGAUGAUGGAGGGGCAACAGUUCCUCCUUCUGUCUCUUACCACUCGAGUGCCUCAAUUCAAACAGCUCCUCACUCAAAGCUGAUGCCGUUGAAGCAUCGGAUAUUGCAUGAGAGUCUGGACAUGAAGGAAGAGAAGGCGAUCGGAGAUAAGGAAACGACAGACACGCACAAGACUGAGAGGAAAGAGAAAAGGGAGAAACGGGGCUCAGAGAACAGGCACAGAUCGCAUGAAAGUAAAAAAGCCAAGAAGGAGCAUAAAGCGUACGAGAUGUCGGACCCACCGAAACUCGAUCCUGUACCGCCGAUGGUGCUGUUGUCGAAAGAGGAGCAGGAACAAAGGCAGAUCGAGGAAACUGUUGCGGCAACGAAUUUUUUGAGCCAAAUAUUCAACAACGACGAUGUUCCCAGGACUGUGACGGAAAAGCGAAAACAGGCAACAAACUUGGAUGAGGUAACCGGCAACGUAAUCGCGCCACCCAGUGAGCAGGAGAACGACGUUCAGAUGGUUAUGCAGUCCCUGAAAGAACUUGAAGAGUUGCAACAAAUCCAUUCACCAGUAAGUGUCAUUCAGAAGCCUAGUAAAUCCUCAGCGAAUGUACAAUAUGGUAACUACCCAGAUGACUAUCAGGAGGAUCAUCAGCAUCUUUUUAUCAAGAAGGAAGACGAGGUGAGAAUUCCAAAAAAGGAGGAUACUCACUGGUAGGAUGAAAGAAACUAAAAUUCUGAGUGUAUAUGGUUUAUAUGUAUAUAUUUAUACAUACAUACAGACUUAUCGACGCCGUGCUCUGAUGCACCAGAUGAAUAUAAUGUAAACUGAUGUGUGACAAGUUUCAGAAGAUAUUCAUCACGCUGAUCACUUUGUUGUAACAAAAAAAAUGAAAAUAAAAAAAAAAACACUGAACAUGUAACUGUUUGAAAUAAUACUGAACUUCCAAGGAAUUGAAAUUCGUCCUGACUUUCUGUUAUGAAAUUUAAAAAAAAAUAAGGGGGAAAAUAAUACAAAUAAACAAAGUGGAUAAAACACGAUUAAAUUCUAUCAUUAAACAAUUAUAGUAGGACACUGUUUUUAUCAUCAUAUAAUAAUAAAUCGUAAUGUAUGGUAAAUUUUCGUAAUAUGAAAAUUAUUAAAUGGUUUUGUGCGGCAAAGGAAAAUAUGUUUGUACGCUAAAGUGGUGACAAAACAGAGGAUUACAUUUUUCCACUUCUUUGCACUAAACUUUUACCCUAUGAUAAUAAUAUCAAUAGUCUCUCACAAUAGAAGCAGCAUUUAUAAUAGUAUGUGACGGUAAUUGUUAUUUCUACUGGAGAAUGGACAAAUCAAUUAUUGUAGUAAUAACAGUAACAAUAAUAAUAACUAUAAUAAAAACGUGACGCCACGAUAUCAUUUCAGAAGAGGAAGAAAAUAAUUGAAAUCAAACUCUGUUGAGUAUUUGUUAUUCAAUAUCCAGUAUAAUAUUACUAGACAUAUGAAAAUAUAAAAUACCAAAUAAAAUGGAGGACGUUGGUGUAUUAUAAAUAAUAAUAGAUGAAUGAGAUAAAGUGUAAAACCAAUGUGAUUCAAAAGCAUAUUUAUUGUGCCUAAUUUCGUGCUCGAUCAAUGGAAUAUUUUGCUAUUACAUACAUGAUUCGCAAUAUAUAUUCCAGAUCUCAGGCUUCCCAUGAUCCGCUGAGUUCUGUCUAUUUUUUUUUUUUUUGAUACGUGUGUGUAUCUCAUGAAUUAUUGUCUAACGUUUAUUGUGUGUCGCUGGUCCUUCAAAUCUGAACAUAUUUCUUACAAUGUUCUGCGAUAUAUUAAUUCUGGUCAAAAAAUUUACCAAUUGUGUGACACGUUGGUAAUUCUAGUUCAGGGCACAAAAUUUUUUCCUUUCUAUUUUGAACACGGAGGCUGCGAAACUCGCCUAUUCUAUAAUUUUUAGGAUUGAUUCAUUCCAUGCUCCCUGCCCUUAUUCUCUGCUGUAUUAUUAGCUUGUAAUAGAGGCGUUUCAUGGCUGAAAAUUUAAUCAGAAAAAAUUCUCGGUGUGGUUGCUGUUAUUCCAAGUGCUAGUAGUACAGCGAUAAGUUUUUAUGAUCUAUGCACUUGAUUUGAGAAAAUGAAACCAUUAUUAUUUGUGUGUGACGGCAAGUUUUUGCAGUGUACAAAACAAAUGAACAUCAUUCGUUGUAACGUACAUAUAACGUACAAAUAAUAUGUAAAAUAUUGCUAGACGCAUGAGCGUUGACUACAUAUAUGCAAGGGAAAUGAAGAAUCUUUAUAGUUUUUCAAAAUUAAAAAUAAAUGGCGAUUUAUCUACCAUCAGUAGGUAUUGGAAAGAAAUAAUUUUAAAUUAUAUUGGCAAGAUGGAGGAAAG